CACAGUCAAACACAGUAACAUCAGCAUCAACUGUGGUGUAUUAAGCAUCCACUUACUGGCAAGUGGCAUCUUGUCCAGGAUCUCCUCUCUGACUGUGAUAUACAAGUGGAUUGCUAUGGGCCUUAACAAAGUAGACUGGGAUUAACGCUGGGGAAGCAGGUCAGUGAAGUUGGGUCAGCGUGUACACAUAAGGAAACAUGGCCUGCACAUCACAGUCCGCGUUAGACUAUGUCAAGCAUGCCAAACCCUAUCUUAUAAGAGGAUUAAAGGAUCUCUCUGUGAUUUUGGAGAACUUGAAUCAGAAAGGAGUUCUUGGUGAUGAAGAAGUCAGCAAUAUAAAGGCAGAGAAAACUGAUGAAGACAAAAGAAGAACAACACUGAUCUCAGUCACAAAAAAAGGGGAAGCAGCCUGCUAUGAGUUACUCAAGAUUAUCGACAGGACAAGGAAGAGGACUUUAGAGAAACCGCUUCUUCCUCCUGAGAAAAACAGCGAUGCUUCCACUGAGAAAAACAAGUUUGAUCUGCAUCAUUGGAUCAGCUGCUUUUCCUUCAAGGAGGAGACACAAGUCGAUACAAACUACUUACAAGGGCCAAGGUCAUGCCACAAAUAUCAGGAAAUGUUAAAGUCAAAUGCAAAAGAGAAGUCAAAUGAGUUUUGGGCAGCAAGUAAAAAUUGGUUUGAAGGAAACAAGAGACCUGAUCUGUCAUACUCAUCACUUAUAUUAGACACAGAGGAAAGUGUUCCUCCAUCUAAAAUAAAAAAAUUUAAAAAAAGGAAAAGCAAGCUGAGUCGCCCUAAAAAACUGAGGACAUACAUCCCUGAAGAGAAACCAGACAUUUCCCCCUGUGAGCUGCUGAAAACAGAUAAAAACAUUCUCUUGGUUGGAAAACCUGGAAUUGGAAAGACAGCACUGACUUGUGAAAUGUUGAGACUCUGGGCAGAAAGAGAAAGCAAAGAGCUUGAUUACAUGUUUUACUUUGACAUGAGGGAAACAGCACAGAUCGUGAAUGCCAAAAAUUUGGAGGAACUUCUUUUCAGCUUUUUUUGUGAUCUAGAUGAAGGCAAAGAUGAGGUCUUACAGGACAUACAGAGUCACUCUGACAAUGUUACAAUUAUUUUUGAUGGACUCACAGAUCUCUCUUCACCAGUGGUUACAAAGAUUUUAAAGAACAAAUUACUACCUCUUGCAAAGAUCAUCAUAACAUGCAGACCAGAUGAUGAGGAUAAAAAGUUGUUUUCUGGAGACUUUUACAGAGUGGAGGUGAAAGGCUUUAGUGAGCAGACUAUAAAAACAUACUUAUCUGCAACACUCGGUGAAGAUCAGAAGAAGGUUUUGAGUAGUGUGGAGUUGGUAACUCUUUGUCAUGUCCCCAUGUAUGCACUGAUGAUGGCUGUUUGCUUUUCAUCAAAAGAUGCUCCACAGCCAUGUACAAUAACUGAGAUCUACAUCAAUAUUGUUCGAUUCUGCCUUCAGAUAAACAGCAGAACUAAGAACCAAAAGCUGAAUUCCCUCAUCAAAACCAAGAGAGAAGAAAUUCUGUCUCUGGCUGAAGUUGCUUUUCUUUCAACCCAGCAAAAAUCUGUGAACCUGACAGACCUGCCCUGUGAAGACAGCUGUGUCCUGUCCUUCCUGAAACCACUUCUCAUCAAGGUGGCCCCGACUGAAACGAUAACCACAUAUGCAUUUCUCCAUUACACAGUGCAGGAGUUUUUUGCAGCACUGUGGCUCCUGAAGAAUCCUGAUCAAAUCAGAGAUGUUUUUCAGCAGUGCCUCACAGAGGAGAAGAAACAUAUGAAACAUCUGAUCCCCUUCAUGUGUCGACUGUUGAAUGAGAAGAGCCCAAGUUUGAUGAAGCAUCUGAUUCCAGAUCAGGAACUGAAGAAUACAUCUAACUGGUUCUUCAAGGAGCUGAUAAACACAUUUUUUCCUCAUCUGUGUGAGCAAGAAGAGGCUGAUACUGAGGACAGUGGGCUCCAUGUUGACAUACUGUUCUUAUGCCAGUGCUUGUAUGAGUCCCAGAGUCCUGAAGCAUGCAUCUACCUUCUAGACAAACUGGACUACCAUCUUGAUCUCAGUGGAGACAGUCUGGAUCCUUACCCUUGCUGUGCUGUGGCAUAUGUGGUCACUCAGUCAAAGGAAAGGAAAAUAUGGCUGAACGUCGAGGACGUGAUGAUAUCAGAACAAGGAAUGAGACAGCUCUUUGGAUGCUUUAAAAAUGUCCAAUGGUCUGACUCUCUGGCUCGACAGCUGUGGGAGCUUUUUCUUAUCAGUGAAGAGCAGAUGGACUUUGUAACCUUACUCAGCCUAGAUGGAAACCUUCACCUUCCAGUUGAUGGUGAAAAACAGCUUUAUAAAAGAGCUGUGGAAGUCAUGCAGAGGAUUCCUACAAAGGUUCAUGUCUGCCUCUACUGGGACAACGAAACUCCUCCCUGUCACAGUCAGUGUGAGUUUCUGCUAAAGGCUUUCCCGUUCAUCAGCUCAGUCAGCUUUAGAGGUCCAGUUUCAUGGAGCCAGGAGAAAUACAAUGGGACACUGGAGAGGGAGCAGAAGAGGCUGUUCAUGGAUUUAUGCGUGAAAGCAGCACUUCAUGAUGGACCAAACUUCUACAAUGUAGUGAAGAUGCUCCUCCCAUUGUUUCCUGUUAAGACUAACUUAGACAACAUCUUUCUUGAUUUGUUUCAAUAUGUGAAUAGCAAAGAGUUUUUAGGUGACUUUCAGGGUUUGAGGCCAUUUUUCCAGUCAGCUCCUGCAGUCUGGUCCAUAAACCUCUCAGAGAGAAAGACCUCCAUCCUCCUGGAAGUGCUGAAACUCCAACCAGAGAAGAAACAAGUGGAGCUGACAGGCUGCUCACAUGAAGAGAGUGAAGUGAGGAGUUUCCUGCAGUGUCUGCCUUAUAUCUCACAGCUCAGGUAA
This is a messenger RNA of Pelmatolapia mariae (spotted tilapia), 2915 nucleotides long. RefSeq names its product protein NLRC5-like. The coding region runs from base 198 to 2915 and encodes 905 amino acids. The transcript has 6 exons. The record is from RefSeq and is a predicted model, not a curated record. NCBI's taxonomy places the organism in Eukaryota, Metazoa, Chordata, Actinopteri, Cichliformes, Cichlidae. Gene Ontology annotation, biological process: regulation of apoptotic process; intracellular signal transduction.